Molecule: messenger RNA, 1449 nt
Organism: Salarias fasciatus (jewelled blenny)
Lineage: Eukaryota; Metazoa; Chordata; Actinopteri; Blenniiformes; Blenniidae
Gene: cops7a
Product: COP9 constitutive photomorphogenic homolog subunit 7A
Exons: 8
Coding region: 73-879 (268 amino acids)
Biological process (GO): COP9 signalosome assembly
Cellular component (GO): COP9 signalosome
Source: RefSeq, a predicted model, not a curated record
UGUCUUACGUCUGCCGACAGCGGAACUGAACGAUCGGGAGAGAGCCGAUCUGCUGGAAAACAACACAACAAGAUGGAGGUGGAGCAGCUCCUGUCUCUGUCCGGCUCGGCGCUGGCCCAGGCUGUCAGCUCUCUGCUGGAGACCCCCGGCCUCUACGUGUUCUCUGACAUCCUGGAGCUGCCUAAUGUCAGAGAGCUGGAGAACGGCCCUCAUGCACCAGUGUACCAGCUCCUCAACCUCUUCGCCUAUGGAACCUACUGCGACUACAAAGAGAGAGCGGCCUCUCUCCCAGAGUUAACCACGGCACAGAGGAACAAACUCCGCCAUCUGUCCAUCAUCAGCUUGGCUUCUAACCUCAAGUGCCUGCCCUACUCGCUGCUCCUGCAGCAGCUGGAGCUGAAGAACGUGCGCGAGCUGGAGGACCUGCUGAUUGAGGCCGUGUACUGCGACAUCAUCCAGGGCAAGCUGGACCAGAGGAACCAGCAAGUGGAGGUGGACUGCAGCGUGGGCCGCGACCUGGGCCCCAACGAGCUCCCCAACAUCAUCAACACGCUGCAGGAGUGGUGCACGGGCUGCGAGGCGGUGCUGUGUGGAAUCGAAGAGCAGGUCUCCAGGGCCAACCAGUACCGAGAGAGCCAGCUUAAGGUCAAAGUGCAAGUGGAAACAGAGGUCUCGAACCUGCAGAAGACGUUAAAGGCCAGCGCCGCCUCGCCGUCAUCGGGACCCGCCCCCGCAGGAGCCGCGUCCAAUCAGGACGCGGACCAGCCUGCAGAGCCGCGAGACCCCGCCUCCUCCCAGGAGCCGCGACAACCGGGCAAAAAGAGCUCAAAAGUGAAGGGGCUGCGCGGCAGCGGGAAGAUCUGGUCCAAGUCCAAUUGAGGACGAGAGCUUGAGAUGUGGUGAUAGCGGCACUGACGGACACUCUCCUCAAUUAACGGACACACGGACAUGUUGACCGACCGAUGGGCGCGUUGAAUAACGCGACCCCGGCUCUCAGACGCCCCCGCCGCCGAAAGUCCACCGCAGUGCGACGGGGAAGCUUCACGGGAACUCUUGUUGUCACCAGAUCUCACCUCGGACGGAUGCAGAGUCGCUCACACAGGCCGAUGGAUAAAACAGACGCGACAGCCACUCUUGUAUUUGUUAAUAGCCCAACAGGUGGACUGUCGGUGUAAAUACACUCGCCAAGACAGAAUAAUCUGAACCAGGAGUCGCUUGCCGACAACCGUAAACAACAUCAGUGUAUUUGAAGCCUACGUGAGUGUGUGUAUGUGUGUGUGUGUGUGCGUGCGUGCGUGCAAUUUUGUUGGUUUAAAAUGCACAUUUUGGUUUAAUUCUAUGUUGCUUUGUAUUUUUUUUUUCUCUGCUGAGUUGAGAAAUGUAUUAAAAAAAAUAAUAAAUCUGAACAUAAAUUGUUGGGAAAUAAAAGGAAAGCGUGUAACUUGCCUG